Molecule: messenger RNA, 690 nt
Organism: Habropoda laboriosa
Lineage: Eukaryota; Metazoa; Arthropoda; Insecta; Hymenoptera; Apidae
Gene: Nf-YB
Product: nuclear transcription factor Y subunit B-1
Exons: 2
Coding region: 31-690 (219 amino acids)
Biological process (GO): regulation of transcription by RNA polymerase II
Cellular component (GO): CCAAT-binding factor complex; nucleus
Molecular function (GO): protein heterodimerization activity; DNA-binding transcription activator activity, RNA polymerase II-specific; RNA polymerase II cis-regulatory region sequence-specific DNA binding
Source: RefSeq, a predicted model, not a curated record
GUCGUGUACUUAGUGUAAGCUAAACUGGAAAUGGAAAAUAGUGGUGAAAGUGGCGACGAUGGAGGGCCUUUAGGGCCAACUGCGUUCCUUGGAGGAGGAGGUGUAUCAGCAUCAUAUAUUAGUGUACAGUCUGAUGACAUGGAAGAUGAUCCUGAGAAUACGGAUGAUUCAAAUCAUGGAGCAAGUGACCCCUUACAAGGAGCUGGAGGUGGUACUGGUGCAGGACCUCUUCGUGAACAAGACCGGUUUCUUCCAAUAGCAAAUGUUGCUAAAAUAAUGAAAAGGGCCAUUCCAGAAGCAGGAAAGAUAGCAAAAGAUGCUCGUGAAUGUGUUCAAGAAUGUGUAUCUGAAUUUAUAUCCUUCAUAACAUCUGAAGCAAGCGAUCGGUGUCAUAUGGAAAAACGCAAGACUAUUAAUGGUGAAGAUAUUCUAUUUGCUAUGACGACUCUUGGUUUUGACAAUUAUGUAGAACCACUAAAAGUAUAUUUACAAAAGUAUCGUGAAGCGACAAAAGGAGACAAUCCUCCUGGAAGUGGUACAACAGGUAAUGGAAAAACUGAACCACAAGGAACUAUAUAUGAAGAUCAACUGUUUGCUAUUGCCGCAACUGCGUCUAGUGCUACCACUUCUGACACACCUGUUAUAUACAGUUAUACCUCUACUGAUCAAAUGCAAUUCCAACUUUCCUGA